AUGGUUGUUGUAGAGUUCACAUUUUGCAAUUUGACCGUCUCGCAUGAUGUUUCUGAAUCAACUACGGCCAGUGACAUGAUAAGUAUUGUGAAGCAAUACUGGACUUAUGUCCCUGAAGACAUUCUACUGUUUGUUUACACUGUAUAUGGAAGAUCACAUGUUAUUAGUCAUGAUUUGGAGUUGAGGUUUUUCAUUCAAUACCGCAUUUCGAAAUGCAUUGAUGUUGUGAAGUUUAACAUCCAGCUGAAAAUUUGUGUUGAUUAUGUUCAUUCUUCUUCUUCUUCUUCUGUUGGUCCUUCUUCGUCAACAUCAAGUUGUGUUUCAAAUAAUGAAUUGGUUGUUGUAGAAGACUUGACGGAUGAUUCAUCUUUGACCAAAAGGGUCCCCAAGAAGUCAGAUGCUUGGGCCAACAUCUUAACUGGAGUAGGUCAGGUUUUUGAGAGUAAAAUUGUUUGUCGUGAUAGUGUUAAGAAGUACGAAUAUCAUAGUGGUUACAAACUUGAUGUACGUAAGAGUGGCAAGAAACGUUACAUUGUACAGUGUAAGAACAAGGAAAGUCAAAGUUGUGGAUGGAGGUUUCACGCAUCUCUCAUUGCCAAUACUAAAGGUGUAUUUCAGUGCAAGAAGUUUCACGGAGAGCAUUCAUGUGAUUUAGCUUCUUCUGAUCCCGCAAAAGUCAGGAUGACGAAUCAAGCAUACCAUGGUUUAAAGUUCACUAAAGAUUUUCUUUGGGGUAAUGACAUCAAGUCUUAUUCAGACCUUGUUUGGCAUAAAGAUUCAAUUGAACGUUAUAAUCCUGGUAGCGUCGUCAAGUCUGAGUAUGAUGGUGAAACGAAGCAGUUCCAGAGGUUUUUUGGUGCUUUCGAAGCUUCUAUUACUGGUUUCAAUAAAGAUCUACCAGUUGCAUUUGGAAUUGUUCCUUGUGAAAAUUGUGACAGUUGGGAAUGGUUCUUAACCAAAUUGAAGGGUAUUAUCAGUGAAGACCAUCCACUGACCAUCAUAUCAGACCGUGGAGCUGGGAUUUUGAAGCAUGUCCCUCUUGUCUUUCCAAAAGCUUACCAUUCUUUCUGUUUGUACCACAUGGAAGGUAAUAUUCCGGUUCCAAAGGGAAAGAGUAGGCAAACUGCUGCGAAGAUGUUUGAAGAGUGCUACACUACGUUAACAAAGGAGAAGUUUUAUGCUGCUCCCAAGAGUAUGAGCAAUCUGAAGAUGGAUUCAGUUAUUGAUUUGAUGGUAAAGAUUCCGUUCAAGAACUGGGCUGCUCAUGCAUUUCUAGGAGAAAGGUUUGGUGAGAACACAUCAAACAUUGCUGAGAGUUUUAACAGUGUGAUUAAGCAUGAUAAGCGGCUUCCAUCACUUGAGCUUCUAGAUUCUAUUCAUGCUUAUGUAAUGGAGCAGAACUACAAGAGGAAGGUGGAGUCUGGUAAGUGGACUGGAAAGCUUACUUCCCGGAUGCAGGCUAGGAUCAACAAGAUGGUUACUGAUUGUCAUUUUUACAAGUUCCGUAGAUCAAGUGAUAAAGUUUUUGAGAUUAUUUCUCCUACUAGAAAGCACCUAAGACUUGCACUUGCAAUUGGUGGCAUAAGCAUAGGAAGUGGAAGUCAUCUUAAUCCAAGGUUUCUUCUCAAUCAUCUCGAAGAGAAUGGAAAUACGGAACCAAAGGCGAAAGAUCAAGGUCAAUCUGAUGCUCCGCUGGAGACGUUCAUGGAGGUGAUUUUGAUGAGGAAUUUGGAUGGAAGAUACGGAGCUGAAUUAGCAACAGAAAAAAAUAUAUGGGUUCUUGAGCUCAUUGUUGCAGUCGAUGGUGAAGAAUAA
Papaver somniferum (opium poppy) is the source of this 1815-nucleotide messenger RNA. RefSeq lists its product as uncharacterized. Lineage: Eukaryota; Viridiplantae; Streptophyta; Magnoliopsida; Ranunculales; Papaveraceae. The transcript has 5 exons. The record is from RefSeq and is a predicted model, not a curated record. Bases 1 to 1815 code for a protein of 604 amino acids.